Molecule: messenger RNA, 2086 nt
Organism: Ipomoea triloba (trilobed morning glory)
Lineage: Eukaryota; Viridiplantae; Streptophyta; Magnoliopsida; Solanales; Convolvulaceae
Product: LEAF RUST 10 DISEASE-RESISTANCE LOCUS RECEPTOR-LIKE PROTEIN KINASE-like 2.4
Exons: 3
Coding region: 70-2001 (643 amino acids)
Biological process (GO): protein phosphorylation
Molecular function (GO): protein kinase activity; polysaccharide binding; ATP binding
Source: RefSeq, a predicted model, not a curated record
UCAAAGUAAUGCUCCUCUCGCUCUAUAAUAAGAAAGAUUGAUUGUUUUGAUGAAUUACACUAGGAGAAUAUGUCUUUGCAUUUACUGCAUUCUUCAAAGCUAACGUUUUACUUCUAUGUUGCCCUUGUUCUUGUGUUCUUGACUAUUAUUACCCCAUGCUGUUGCAGUGGAUCUGGAGAUGCCCAGUUGGGGAAUUGCAGUGGCUUGUACAGCUGCGGAGGCCUGCAGAACAUAGGGUAUCCAUUCUGUGAUGGGGACGGACCUUGCGCCUGUGGUGGCGCUUUCUCUCUUUUCUGUGAAUCUAACAAGUAUACAUUGAUGGAAUGGGGGUAUCGAAUUUUGGGCAUUGAGGUGCCCUUACAAAAGAUGACUGUUGUGCGCAACGAUCUCUGGGACAACAUAUGUCCUAAACAAGGCUAUGUCCCUUCUAACAGGACAACGAAUGACCGGUUUACCUAUGCUGACACGGUUAGAGAGCUCAACAUAUUCUACGGUUGUAGCUCUCGAGUCGAAUCACAAGUGCAAGUUCAUAGCAAUUUGACAUGUUCUAUUCCGGGCGUCAAUGAAAGUAGAGUUGUUUUUACAGAUUCUUUUAUACAGGAUGUGAGAGGAUGUGAGGUUAGUAUACGAGUUCCUGUUCAUUCUAGAGCCUAUGAUGAGCUCUGGGAUGGGAAAAUAUCAGUGCAGGAGGCAGUGAAACAGGGAUUUGAUGUUCAAUUCAGUUAUCCUAUGGGAGCUUGUACAGCCUGCGAGAACUCAGGUGGAAGAUGCGGAUCAGAUAAUGAAGGUCAAUUGAUCUGCCAUUGUAGAGAGGGGUCUUAUCCUGCAGUGUGUCCUACAAAUAAUGGGCAAAGAUAUGGAAUGAAGCUGGCUUUAGGUAUUGCAGCAUCUGCAAUAGCAGUCUUUGCUACUGUAAUUUCCUACUAUGUAUAUAGGUUGCGUGAAAAAAGAGAAAUAAAGGAACAAAAAGAUUUGGAGGCCCUCAUUAGCCCAUAUGGAUCUUUGGCCCCCAAGAGAUACAAAUUUUCAGAAAUAAAGAAAAUGACACAAUCAUUCAAGGAUAAACUCGGUCAAGGAGGAUAUGGAGGUGUUUACAAAGGAAAAUUGCCCGGUAAUGAUCGCCCUGUUGCAGUCAAGAUUCUAAAUUUUUACGAUGGAGGAGAUGGUGAAGAAUUUAUCAACGAGGUUGCAAGUAUUAGUCAAACAUCCCAUGUUAAUGUUGUUACUCUUUUGGGGUUCUGCCUUGAUGGUAAUAAAAGGGCACUUGUUUACGAGUUCAUGGUAAAUGGAUCUCUUGAAAAAUACAUAUAUGGUGAAAGUCGUUUGAGUUGGGAACAAUUCUACCAAAUUGCAUUAGGGACUGCUCGAGGUCUAGAGUAUUUGCAUUGCAGGUGCAACACUCAAAUCCUUCACUUCGACAUAAAGCCUCACAACAUUCUACUCGAUGACAGCUUCAAUCCCAAGAUAUCUGACUUCGGCUUGGCAAAGUUGUGCACCAAGAAAAAGAGCAACAUAUCAAUGGUAGGGACUCGAGGAACAAUUGGCUACAUUGCACCUGAAGUUUUCAGCCGAUGCUAUGGGGGUGUCUCGUACAAGUCUGAUGUCUACAGCUAUGGAAUGAUGAUUCUAGAAAUGGUUGGAGGAAGAAAGAAACCGUCAUGUGGCGAAGCAAAGCACUCGAGCGAGGUAUAUUUUGCCCGGUGGGCAUAUCAACGCCUUCUUCUCGAUGAAGAUCUUAAGUUGCAAGAGGUUACAAGCCAAGAAGAAGAAGAAACUGCAAAGAAGAUGACAUUAAUAGGUCUUUGGUGCAUACAAACAGAUCCAUCACAGAGACCAUCAAUGAGCAAAGUUAUAGAAAUGUUAGAAGGCAGCUUAGAGGAUCUGGAAAUUCCACCCAAACCUUUCAUGUGUUCUCCUUUGGGGUCAAGAAAUGAUACUGAAACAUUGGCACUACCUUUGUCUCCAGUGCAUGAAUCUUCUGCAUCUUCCUCAUCAUUUUGAUCUUAUAGUAUUCAAAAGAAUAUAAUGUUUCAUAUUGUAAUUUGUGGUCAAUGCAAGCACUUCUAUUUGGAAACAAUAAAUGAGU